Trichomycterus rosablanca is the source of this 11467-nucleotide messenger RNA. RefSeq names its product furry homolog b (Drosophila) (gene fryb). The coding region runs from base 100 to 10419 and encodes 3439 amino acids. Gene Ontology annotation, biological process: signal transduction; cell morphogenesis; neuron projection development. NCBI's taxonomy places the organism in Eukaryota, Metazoa, Chordata, Actinopteri, Siluriformes, Trichomycteridae. The transcript is spliced from 76 exons. Gene Ontology annotation, molecular function: protein binding; G protein-coupled receptor activity. The record is from RefSeq and is a predicted model, not a curated record. Gene Ontology annotation, cellular component: membrane; site of polarized growth; cell cortex.
UAUACAAUAAACAAUGCCGGACUCGGGCUUCUCUACGUUCGCGCCUUGAGCGCGUGAAGGAACGCAGGGAGCGCGUGAACACACAGAGCGCGCGCUAACAUGAACCGCGGGAGAUUCACCUUAACGGAUUUAACCGUCAUCAUUCUGAGGGUCAGCAUCACGACUCCUGAAGCGCUCUCCGUGAUCGCCAGCAGGGCGGAGGUAGAGGGCUGCCCCCUCGGCCAGUUUCCAUGCGGAAAUACCAGUGUGUGCCUGCCUCAGGUGCUCCAGUGUAACGGGCACAGAGACUGCAAAAACGGAGCGGAUGAGGAUCAUUGCGGCGAUAACAGCGGAUGGGCCGACAUCUUCGACCGCACCAUCAUAGACAAAACUGAACCCCACGACCUCACUGAUGCCUGCUCUCUUCAGCAGUACCCGGAGAGCUGCGACUGCACCAAGACAGAGGUGGAGUGCGUCGGCGUGAACCUGCGAGCUGUGCCUCUCCUGUCCGCUAACGUGACUUGGCUGUCUCUGAAGAGCAACGAGUUGAGAGAGCUUCCUGAUGACGUCUUCAGCAAAUACACAGACCUGCAGAGACUGUUCCUACAGAACAACAGUAUUCAGACGGUGUCCAGUCAUACAUUCAGCGGUUUGUUUAAACUGAGAAAACUAUUCCUUAGCCAAAACUACAUCAGCUUUCUGGGACCUGGUGUCUUCAGAGAUCUCCACAAAUUACAGUGGCUAGUCCUGGAUCACAACCCUCUGAGGAGCAUCUCUCACGACACAUUCAAUGGGCUCAGGUCAUUAAUAUUUCUGUCCAUGGUGAACACGUCCCUGGUGCAGCUCUCUAAACGAAGCCUGUGUCACUACAUGCCUCGACUCAGCUGGCUGGAUUUUGCAGAAAACCACAUUGAGGUGCUGAACUUCUCCACAUUAAUGACAUGCACCGAGCUCACAGUACUGUCACUGCAUGACAAUAAAAUCACGAUGCUUUCAGAAAACACGUUUCAGUCACUCGGAGUGUUGGCGGAACUUGAUUUGUCCUGCAACAGGAUUGCUGACCUGCCCAACAAGAUAUUCAAGAGUUUGAUCUCAUUGCUGAAACUGAAUAUAUCCCACAAUCCUUUGCUUGACGUUCAUGCUGGCCAUUUCGAUCAUUUGAUUCAGCUCGAGUCUUUAGGUUUGGAGGCCAUUGAGAUUCCAGACAUACAAACCAAGAUGUUUCUUCCAAUGGGCAAACUGUCUCACAUAUACUUCAAGGACUUCCACUACUGUUCCUACGCUCCACACGUGCGUAAGUGCAAGCCCAACACGGACGGGAUCUCGUCGUUCGAGGACCUGCUGGCCAACGUGGUGCUCAGGGUUUCGGUCUGGGUCAUGGCCUUCAUCACCUGCUUCGGGAACCUCUUCGUCAUCGGGAUGCGAUCGUGCAUUCGUGCCGAGAACAGCCUGCAUGCGGCGUGCAUCAAAGUCCUGUGCUCGUCCCCAGUCGGAAAGCCCCCUCGCCCCCAAGCGAGCGUCAGUCAGGGCGAGAGGAGAGGGCCGCUCGCCACCAUGCCGCUCACCGUGGACCCCGAGAGCAAACCCGGCGAGUACGUGCUCAAGAGCCUGUUCGCCAACUUCACCGUGCUGUCGGACCGCAAGAUCCGCAUCAUCAUGGCCGAGCCGCUGGAGAAACUGCUCACCAAAUCUCUGCAGAGAGGAGAGGACCACCAGUUCGAUCAGGUGAUCAGCACCAUGAGCUCUCUGGCCGAGUACUGCCUGCCCUCUAUCCUGCGUAUACUGUUCGACUGGUACAAGCGGCAGAACGGCCUGGAGGACGAGUCUCACGAGUACCGGCCUCGAGCCAACACCAAGACCAAAAAUGAUGAACAACAGAAGGAUUAUCUACUGGAACGGAGGGAUUUAGCCAUAGACUUUAUCUUUUCUCUGGUUCUCAUCGAGGUUUUGAAACAGAUCCCUCUGCACCCUCUUCUGGAUGACCUCAUUCAAGAAGUCAUUAACCUGGCCUUCAAGCACUUCAAGUACAAAGAAGGGUACAUGGGACCCAACACGUCUAACAUGCAUCUUGUGGCUGAUCUUUAUGCCGAGGUGAUCGGGGUGGUUGCUCAGUCCAGGUUUCCCGCGGUGAGAAAGAAGUUCAUCUCAGAGCUGAAGGAGCUCCGGCAGAAGGAGCAGAGCCCUUACGUGGUCAAGAGCAUCAUCAGCCUCAUCAUGGGGGUGAAGUUCUUCCGUAUUAAGAUGUACCCAGUGGAAGACUUCGAAGCCUCAUUUCUGUUCAUGCAGGAAUGCGCCCAGUACUUCUUAGAGGUGAAGGAUAAAGAUAUAAAGCACUGUCUGGCUGGUCUCUUCGUGGAGAUACUGGUCCCAGUGGCAGCUAGCGUGAAAAAUGAAGUAAACGUUCCGUGUCUGCGCAACUUCGUGGAAAGUCUGUACGACAACACCUUGGAGCUCUCUUCCAGGAAGAAGCAUUCUCUGGCUUUGUACCCUCUGGUCACUUGUCUGCUGUGUGUCAGUCAGAAGCAGGUCUUCCUCAACCGGUGGCAUGUCUUCCUCAACAACUGCCUGUCCAAUCUCAAGAACAAGGAUCAGCAGAUGGCUCGCGUGGCGCUGGAGUCCUUGUAUCGCCUGCUGUGGGUCUACAUGAUCCGGAUCAAGUGUGAGAGCAACACAGCUACACAAAGUCGCCUGACCAACAUUAUUUGCAACUUAUUUCCUAAAGGAUCCAGGAGCGUCGUCCCUCGGGACAUGCCUCUCAAUAUCUUUGUCAAAAUAAUCCAAUUUAUCGCACAGGAAAGAUUAGAUUUUGCAAUGAAGGAAAUCAUCUGUGAUCUGCUGUGUGUUGGAAAGUCGGCCAAAGCGUUUAGUCUUAAUCCCGAGAGAAUGAACAUCGCACUGAGGGCGUUCCUGGUCAUAGCCGAUAAUCUGCAGCAGAAGGAUGGCGAGCCACCCAUGCCCAACACCGGCGCCACGUUGCCUUCGGGAAACACGCUGAAGAAGAAGAAGACGUACCUGAGCAAGACUCUGACGGAGGAGCAGGCCAAGCUCAUCGGUAUGGCCUUGUACUACUCGCAGGUGAGGAAGGCCAUCGAUAACAUCCUGAGGCACCUCGAUAAGGAGGUGGGACGCUGCAUGAUGCUCACCAACGUGCAGAUGCUCAACAAGGAACCAGAGGACAUGAUCACCGGUGAGAGAAAGCCAAAGAUCGACCUGUUCAGGACGUGUGUAGCGGCCAUUCCGCGUAUCCUCCCGGACGGCAUGUCCAAACCCGAGCUCAUCGACCUGCUGUCCAGACUUACCGUCCACAUGGACGUCGAGCUGCGCCUGAUCGCCCAGAACUCCCUGCAGAGUCUGUUGCUGGACUUCUCUGAUUGGCGGGAGGACGUCCUCUUCGGGUACACCAACUUCCUGCUCAGAGAGGUGCAGGACACGCAGCAGGGGCUGCAGGACACGUCGGUAAAACUGCUGCUGCAGCUGCUCACGCAGUGGAGACUGGCACUGCAGGCGCCGGGCAAGCGGUCAGCCGAGGGUGGCGGGGGCUCCAGGUUGCCACUUGAACGCACCCCCCACUGCACGGUGCUGCACGCUGUAGAGGGUCUCGCCCUCCUCCUGCUCUGCUCCUGCCAGACCAGCACACGCAAACUGGCUGUAUCUGUACUCCGAGAGAUCCGCUUACUCUUCACCGCCAUCGGCCAGGCAGAUGAUGACGAUAAGCCUAUGAUCGAGGUGAUGGACCAGCUCAGCCCUGCGGUCAUGGAAAGCUUUGUUCACGUGGCCGUGUCUGACUCGGCCACCCUGCCUCUGAACCAGCACGUGGAUCUGCAGUGGCUGGUGGAGUGGAACGCACGUCUGGUGAACAGCCACUACGACGUCAAGAGCCCCUCACACGUGUGGAUCUUCGCCCAGUCGGUGAAGGACCCCUGGGUGCUCUGCCUCUACAGUUUCCUACGGCAGGAGCACCUGCCCAAGCACUGCCCCAUGGCUCUGAGCUACGCCUGGCCGUACGCCUUCACGCGGCUGCAGCUGCUCAUGCCUCUAGUGGACCCCAAUAGUCCAGUGUACGCCAAAAAGACCAGCGCGUCCGGACAGGCCGACAGCUACGUGACGCUCUGGAGGAACUACCUGAUCCUGUGUCUGGGAGUAGCCAAGCCAAGCAUCAUGAGCCCCGGUCACCUAAGAGCCUCCACCCCCGAGAUCAUGGCUACCACCCCUGACGGCAGUAUCACCUACGACAACAAGGUGAUCGGGACCCCCUCGGUAGCUUGGCUCCUCAAGCAGCUGGUUCCUCUCAUGCGGCUCGAGGGCAUCGACCUCACCGAGUCCCUGGUGCUGGGCUUCGGCCGGACCAACUCCCUCGUCUUCAGGGAAUUGGUGGAGGAGCUCCAUCCACUCAUGAAAGAAGCUUUGGAGCGAAGACCAGAGAAUAAGAAACGUCGGGAGAGGAGGGAUCUGCUGAGACUGCAGCUGCUCCGUAUCUUUGAGCUGCUGGCCGACUCGGGGGUCAUAAGCGACAGCACGAACGGAGCGUUAGAGCGGGAUUCUCUGGCUCUGGGAGCUCUCUUCCUGGAAUACGUGGAUCUGACCCGCAUGCUGCUGGAGGCGGAGAACGAUAAAGAUCUGGAGAUCCUGAAGGACAUCCGAGCUCAUUUUAGCGGCAUGGUGGCCAACCUGAUCCAGUGUGUGCCAGUGCACCACCGGCGAUUCCUGUUCCCCCAGCAGAGUCUGCGGCAUCACCUCUUCAUCCUGUUUAGCCAGUGGGCCGGACCCUUCAGUGUCAUGUUCACCCCUCUGGACCGCUACAGUGACCGCAACCACCAGAUCACGCGCUACCAGUACUGCGCUUUAAAGGCCAUGUCAGCAGUAUUAUGUUGUGGCCCUGUUUUCGAUAAUGUGGGUCUGUCUACUGAUGGUUAUCUCUACAAGUGGCUCGACAAUAUCCUCGGCUGUCAUGAUCUACGGGUGCAUCGUCUGGGAUGUGAGGUGGUCAUCCUGCUGCUGGAACUGAACCCAGAUCAGGUCAACCUGUUUAACUGGGCAGUGGAUCGCUGCUUUACUGGCUCCUACCAGCUGGCAUCGGGCUGCUUCAAGGCCAUAGCUACAGUAUGUGGAAGCAGAAACUACCCGUGUGACCUGGUGACCCUACUGAACCUGGUGCUCUUCAAAGCCUCCGACACCAGCCGGGAGAUCUACGAGAUAUCGAUGCAGCUCAUGCAGGUUUUGGAGACGAAGCUGUCCAUGUACUCUAAAAGGCUUGUGGGACAAAAGUCAGGAAACAUCCUGUACGGCACACACGGACCCUUACCUCCGCUGUACAGCGUUUCUCUAUCACAGCUCUCUAACCAGCUCGCCUGCAUGUAUCCUGAGCUCACCCUCCCCCUAUUCUCAGAGGUCAGCCAGAGGUUUUCCACCACUCACCCCAACAGCAGACAGAUAAUGCUGACCUACCUGCUGCCCUGGCUGAACAACAUCGAGCUGGUGGACACCGGGUUGCUGCCCCCGGCCUCCAGUCCCUGCACCCCGGAGGAGGAGUCGCGGGAGCACGCGGACGGCGUGGGCGUCUCGCACCCACUCAGAGGCAACGGAUGGGGAUCGCUACAGGCCACGUCCUUGAUCCUCAACAAUCUCAUGUACAUGACCGCCAAGUAUGGAGACGAGCUCCCAGGUCCAGAAAUGGAGAACGCAUGGAACGCCUUGGUGUCCAACGAGAAAUGGAGCAACAACCUAAGAAUCACGCUGCAGUUUCUCAUAAGUCUGUGCGGGGUCAGCAGUGACACCACACUCCUGCCUUAUAUUAAGAAGGUGGUGAUCUAUCUGUGUCGGAACAACACCAUUCAGACCAUGGAGGAGCUGCUCUUCGAACUGCAGCAGACCGACCCAGUCAACCCAGUAGUGCUCCACUGUGACAAUCCACCUUUCUACCGCUUCACAGCCAGCAGUAAGAUCUCUGCCGUGGCUUCAGGCACGACAUCGAGCAGCAACACCGUCGUGCCGGCAGGACCGGAAAACAUCCAGGACUCAGACGAGGUGAAAAUGACUCGAGAAAGCGAGGAGAGGUUGAGUAAAGCCGUACGGGCGCAUAACCGCCUAGAAUCACGUUACAGUAACAGCUCUGGCGGCUCCUACGAUGAGGAGAAAAAUGACCCGUUACCUCCGUAUGCUGGCUGGCUCAUGAGCGUGUUAGAGUGUAACCGGCCCCAACCUCUGCCCAUGCCGUCGAACGGAGGCUGCUGGGCUCCGCUAGUGGACUACCUGCCGGAAACCAUCACGCCACGAGGGCCCCUCCACAGGUGUAACAUUGCAGUGAUCUUCAUGACGGAGAUGGUGGUGGACCACAGUGUGAGAGAGGACUGGGCUCUUCACCUGCCUCUUCUGCUUCAUGCUCUGUUCCUCGGACUGGACCACUAUCGGCCGGAGGUCUUCGAGCACAGUAAGCGGCUGCUCCUGCAUCUCCUCAUCGCUCUCUCCUGCAACAACAACUUCCAGCUCAUCGCCUCCGUGCUGCUGGCCACCAGAGAGGUCAGCGACAACAAGACCCUGACCGUCAAAUCCAGCUACCAGCCCGAGUACCUGAACACAGGCGGGCUGGACUUCCUGCGGGAGUGGCAGGCGUCUCCGGUGGCAGAUUCGGGCCUGAGUUCCUCCUCGACCUCGUCCAGUGUGAGCCUGGGGGGCAGCGUGGGGAACCUCCCUCAGAUCACGGCAGACCUCGAGGAGCUGGACGAGUCCUCCACAGAGUCUGAGGAGAAGACCAGCAAGCUCAUCGAGUUCCUCACCACCAGAACCUUCGGACCCCUGUGGUGCCAUGAGGACAUCACUCCGAAGAACCCCAACUCCAAGAGCGCCGAGCAGCUCUCCAACUUCCUGCGCCACGUCAUGUCUGUGUUCAAAGAGACCAAGUCAGAUUUCCACCUGGAACAGCAGCUGAGCGACGUGGCUCUGCAGACGGCCCUGUGCAGCUCGUCGCGCCACUACGCCGGACGUUCCUUCCAGAUAUUCAGAGCCCUCCGGCAGCCGCUCUCCGCUCACGCUGUGUCAGACCUGCUGUCUCGCCUGGUGGAGGUGGUGGGGGAGCACGGAGACGAGGUGCAGGGUUACGUGAUGGAGAUAUUACUCACUCUGGAGUCGGUGGUGGAUAAUUUGGCUGAAUGCCUCAAAAACAGUGAGCUGAUGGCAGCACUGACCAGAUCCUCGUCUCCGGACUUCCUGGUGAUCGGCAAGCUGAACUCCAACCGCAAGAGCACCGGCCAGCUCAACCUGUCGAAAGAGGCCAGCGCGGCCGAGCGCAGCAGGCACCAGCGCAGUUACUCGGUGCCCAAGAAGUUCGGCGAGAGCGGCGAACACUCGUCCUCCGACCCGCCCCGGAGCGCCACCCUGGACCGCAUUCAGGCCUGCACCCAGCCGGGGGGUCUGGGCCGCUCGGCCCGAAGCACCUCGUCCACCUCGUCCGGUCGCGCCGACGCCAGCGCCAACCCGUCCGAGCCCAGCCACCCUUCCAACCUGCUGGCCACGCUCUUCUGGGUGGCCGUGUCCCUCAUGGAGUCGGACUUCGAGUUCGAGUACCAGAUGGCGCUGCGGCUGGUGCACAAACUGCUCUCGCGCGUCCCCCUGGAACAGCCCGAGAACCGGGAGCGCCUGGACAAGCUUCAGGCUCAGCUGAGGUGGAGCGGAUUCUCCGGCCUGCAGCAGCUCCUGCUUAAGGGUUUCACCUCGCCGGCCACCAGUGACCUCACGCUGCAGCUCUUCUGCCAGCUCACGCCGGUCGCACGGGUGUCCGUGGUGGACACGUCACAGUCUAUAGGUUUCCCUCUGAACGUUCUGUGUCUGCUGCCUCACCUGGUGCAGCAUUUCGACUCCCCGACACAGUUCUGCAAGGAGAGCGCCGAGAGGAUAGCACAGGUGUGUCUCGAGGAGAAGGAGAAGAACGCCAAGCUGUCUCACCUAGCUCACGUGAUGACUCUGUAUAAAACCCGUUCCUACACCAGAGACUCCUUCUCCUGGGUCAGCGUCGUCUGCCGCUACCUGCACGAGGCCUUCUCUGACCUCACGCUCAGCAUGGUGACCUACAUGGCUGAGUUAUUGGAUAAAGGCUUACCCAGCAUGCAACAGCCCCUGCUCCAGAUCAUCUACAGCCUGCUGAGUCACAUGGACCUUGCAGCCAUUCAGGUCAAAGCCUUCAACGUGGAGGUGCUCAAGACCAUCGAGAAGUUUGUACAUACCGCUCACUGGAAGGAGGCGCUGAACGUCCUGAAGCUGGUGGUGUCGCGCUCUGCCAGUCUGUCCCUGCCAUCUUACUCCCACGGAGAUCUGGCCAACCUGGAGGUGAGCCGCAUGAUGUGGGACGGCUCGUCCAAAGCCCUGCCUGGCAAGACGCUGGAGUUCCACUUCGACAUAUCUGAGACGCCACUGAUUGGCCGCAGGUACGAUGAGCUCCAGAGCUCGGGAGGUAGAGACAGGAAGGCCCGGGCCAUCGCCGUGACCCGCAGCACCUCGUCCACAUCGUCCAGCUCCAGCUCCAACCACGUUCUGGUACCCGUCAGCUGGAAGAAGCCUCAGUCUUCACAAAAGCGGACGCGGGAAAAGCUGGUGAACGUGCUGGUGUUGUGUGGACAGGAGGUCGGCCUCAGCAAAAAUCCGUCUGUCAUAUUUUCCUCCUGUGGUGACCUGGAGCUAAUGGAACGCCAGCCCAGUCAGGUGUCGUCAGAAGACGGCACGCGAGAGGACACGCUGGACGACACCGCCUCCGAGCAGCAGUUUCGGGUUUUCAGAGACUUCGACUUCCUGGAUGUGGAGCUGGAGGACGGAGAGGGUGAGAGCAUGGAUAACUUUAACUGGGGAGUCCGACGCCGCUCUCUGGACAGCACCGACCUGACGGAGCUGCUGGAGGAGAGCCAGAACUCGGACAGCACACCCAGCCUCGGGCCCCUGGACCCCCAGCACGACUCCGACGACUCGUCUGAGGAGGAGUCCAACUCCACCGGCCAGAGCCUCUCGCACCAUUCGCAACUCACGAUGAACCUGUCGCCUUCAGAGGACACCAAUCACACCGACUCUCUGUCCACCUCCUACGACACCACAUCCGCUGACCCAAACUCCGUAAAUGCGACCACGCCAUGCACGGUGACGUCCCUGUUAGAUGAUUCUGCCAUUCCACCUCCGCAAGCUGAAGACGAGGACGGUAAUGUACAUGAGGACGACCUGUCCUUCUGUGUGAGUGAGCUCCCGCCGGGGUUUGACUGCGGCUCCAGCUUCACUCUGGACCUUCCACCGGAAACGGAUCCGGCCGAGGCGGACCCGGACCCGAACGGCCUGCCGGGCUAUAGUUUCGGAGAGGAGAGGGACGACCUGGACGAGCUGGGCUUCCCCCCACCACCGUCACCGUUUUUUUCUGCCAUCCUCGCCGCCUUCCAGCCCGCGGUGUGCGACGAUGCCGAGGAGGCGUGGCGCACCCACAUCAACCAGCUGCUGACCGAUUCGGACGGCUCGUGCGCCGCGUACACCUUUCGCAUCUUCUACGCCCUGUUCCAGAACAUCCUGAACAAGUUCUGCUCCCUGACCAGCGAUGCCGCCUGUUACCUUGGAGACGGUCUGAGGGGCAUCGGGGCGAAGUUUGUGAGAUCGUCCCAGAUGCUGAGGACGUGUUCAGACUGUCCCACGCUGUUCGUGGACGCCGAUACGAUCAUCUCCUACGGGCUGUUAGAGAAGAUCAAGUUCAGCGUACUGGAGCUGCAGGAGUAUCUGGACACAUACACGGGUAAAGAAGAGGCAGCCACCUCGUGGCUUCAAAACUGCAAGGCAACAUUUCCCAGGUGCCCCGACGACGGGGUGAUCACCAGCCAGCCCGGAGAUACAGAGGAGAAGCAAAUGGAGGCCCUGGCUCAACUGGAGCUGUGCCAGCGGCUCUAUAAGCUCCACUUCCAGCUGCUGCUGCUGUUUCAGUGCUACUGCAAACUGGUCAGCAAAGUCAGCGCCAUCAGCUCCGUGCCAGAGCUGAUGAACAUGUCCCGUGACCUUGGCGAGCUGAAGGUGAGUCUCCGACUGGCAGCGGCGGGCGAUCAGGACGCCCUGCAGCGCCCCAGCACUCAGCCCGCCUUCCCCAGCUCAGAGGCCGCGGUGCAGUCGGUGCUGGAGUGUCUGAGGAACAGACAGUACACCACGGCCAUCCGCCACAUCCGCCAGUGCAGGCGGCUCUGGCCAAACGACAUCUUCGGCAGCAAUUCAGAAGACGAGAUCCACACCCUGCUGCACAUCUCCUUCCGUCACCAGUCCCUGGGUCAGACGGGCAUGUUCGCCGUGGUCGGCUUCCAGCAGGACGUGUGGCAGGUCAGCGCCGAGCUGAUGGCGCUAAGCGGCGAGAUCCGGGACAUGAUCCGCCGCGCCCAGGGUUCCCGGCCCGUCCCGUCCCGCCCCCCGAACUCCAGCGUUUCGGCCACGAGUCUCUGACAGGACGCGUGCAGCGCCCCCAGGCAGCGCUGGAUCCCGCCCUAGGCGCUCGGCCCCUGCUGGACACGCCCUCGCCGUCGCCCCCACACGAUCGCGAACACGUCCACUGCGCUGCCUGGGAGUGCUGCGACCCCCUCACGGCCCUGUCCCACAAACUCACGCCCUACUUAGGGAAACUCGGACAGCUGUCCUGGAUCAUGCUGAACAGGAGGGAGGGGGUUUUAAGGGUCAGUUUGUCUUCAGACUCUCAGAGCUGCAGCAGUUCUGGAGAAACCGAACUGCUCCUGCACAACGUUUCUGAUUAAGUCAUGCCGUCACGGUUAUUGUUUGUUUUUUAAUGUGUUUAAUAAUUGCACUAUGUCAAACACUACAAGGAAUAGAAAGUUGUGUUUGCUACUGAGGACACGCUGUGCUUUUUAGAAGGAAACGGCAAAGCUGGCGGGCACUUAUAAUGGUGCCCGCACUGGGUAUCGUCUACUGGGAAACGUGCAAUGAAGGACAGCUGAACUGGACGCCUUUCUACUGUCCUGAACAGACUUUUAUAAACAAGACAUACUACAGUACAAAGGUCACUGAUUCAUCUUCUCCCCCAUCUGUACUUGUUUCAUGAGCCUAUUUAUCACUGGUCCUAUACACAGCACUGAACUUAUACACUAACACACACACACACACCGCUGCUGUACAUUCAACUCAAAACGAAUACAUCGAACUGUUCGAUUUCAAUACAUUCAAGUGUUUAGACGUAACGUUAACGUACCCACUAGCAUUUUCAAGAUCGUGAAGAUAGUUUUACCUGAAACGUGUCAAUCAGAAUCGCCGAUCACGCAUGGUUGUAUUUAAAACGAUCAGAACUCUCAUUUGAUGGUUUGUAUAAAAUCCGAACAGGUUUAGAAACGUGCAUGCCAGCAGAGAUUGUACGUCGUUUUCCUGUAGGGAAACGUCUUGUAGUUGAGGGGGGGGGGGGUUUGGAUGUGUAAAUAUUACUUUUACAGAAUGUUUUGUUUGGUGCAGUCAAGUGUUAUGUAGGAAUAAAGAUUUAUUGCAUUAA